UCAGACUGUACUGCAAUUGUUUGCUUACUGAACAUGAAUCUUUCUCACUAUGCUGUGAGUUCUUGGCGAGCAAGGAUGCCGUCAGAUUCAUCUUUGACCUUCCAGCAUCUUGCACUACAGUGCCUGGCAUAUAGCAAGUGCUCAGUAAACAUUUGCUAAUAAGAGGACAAAUCAGUGGCACUAAAAUGAAUGUUUCUUCUUCCUUCCCAUUGGGUGGUGGCUGGGAGUUGCUGGAUUUUUGCAAUACCGCUCAUUAUGCUGUCUUGCUCUCUGCAGAUGACGUCGGUUGCCAAGGUGUAUUACAGCCAAACCACUCAGACAGAAAGCCGGCCCCUAAUGGGCCCAGGGAUACGACGGAGGAGAGUCCUGACAAAAGAUGGCCGCAGCAAUGUGAGAAUGGAGCACAUUGCUGACAAGCGCUUCCUCUACCUCAAGGACCUGUGGACAACCUUCAUUGACAUGCAGUGGCGCUACAAGCUUCUGCUUUUCUCUGCAACCUUUGCAGGCACCUGGUUCCUCUUUGGUGUGGUGUGGUAUCUGGUAGCUGUAGCCCAUGGGGACCUGCUGGAGCUGGGACCCCCAGCCAACCAUACCCCCUGUGUGGUACAGGUGCACACGCUCACCGGGGCCUUCCUCUUCUCCCUCGAGUCCCAGACCACCAUUGGCUAUGGCUUCCGCUACAUCAGUGAGGAGUGCCCACUGGCCAUCGUGCUUCUUAUUGCCCAGCUGGUGCUCACCACCAUCCUGGAAAUCUUCAUCACGGGUACCUUCCUGGCAAAGAUUGCCCGGCCCAAGAAGCGGGCGGAGACCAUCCGUUUCAGCCAGCAUGCGGUUGUAGCUGCACACAAUGGAAAGCCCUGUCUUAUGAUCCGAGUCGCCAACAUGCGUAAGAGCCUCCUCAUUGGCUGCCAGGUGACAGGCAAACUGCUUCAGACCCACCAGACAAAGGAGGGUGAGAACAUCCGGCUCAACCAGGUCAAUGUGACUUUCCAAGUGGACACGGCUUCUGACAGCCCCUUCCUCAUCCUGCCCCUUACCUUCUACCACGUGGUGGAUGAGACCAGUCCCUUGAAAGACCUGCCCCUCCGCAGUGGUGAGGGAGACUUCGAGCUGGUGCUGAUCCUAAGUGGGACAGUGGAAUCCACCAGCGCCACCUGCCAGGUGCGCACUUCCUAUCUGCCGGAGGAGAUCCUUUGGGGCUACGAGUUCACGCCCGCCAUCUCGCUGUCAGCCAGUGGCAAAUACAUAGCAGACUUUAGCCUUUUUGACCAAGUUGUGAAAGUAGCCUCUCCGAGUGGCCUCCGCGACACCAGUGUACGCUACAGAGACCCUGAAAAGCUCAAGUUGGAGGAGUCAUUAAGGGAGCAGGAUGAGAAGGAGGGCAGUGCCAUUAGUGUGCGCAUCAGCAAUGUCUGAUGGCUUGGUUCCCCACCUCCCCGUACUUCUGGUCUCUUUUCCUCUUUUGGCAUCCUGGGUGAGGGAUAUUACCCAGGCUUACUGGACAGCCCCAGAAGCACCCUUCUCCACUCCCUCUUCUUUAACCCAGCUGGCCUGUAGUAGUCUAGGCCAACUGGACUUCCUCCCGUUGUUCCCUUCACCUCACCGCACUUCCACCCCAAGAUGCACACGUCCCUUAAGCCAGGAUGGGGGAAGGAGAGGGAAGAUUAGGCUGAAGUGGCUUAGAAGGCCUCAGCCAUGCCUGGAGACUCACAUUAGGAGGACCAUGCAGUUG
Molecule: messenger RNA, 1732 nt
Organism: Aethalodelphis obliquidens (Pacific white-sided dolphin)
Lineage: Eukaryota; Metazoa; Chordata; Mammalia; Artiodactyla; Delphinidae
Gene: KCNJ10
Product: potassium inwardly rectifying channel subfamily J member 10
Exons: 1
Coding region: 190-1416 (408 amino acids)
Biological process (GO): potassium ion import across plasma membrane; regulation of monoatomic ion transmembrane transport
Cellular component (GO): plasma membrane
Molecular function (GO): inward rectifier potassium channel activity
Source: RefSeq, a predicted model, not a curated record